Messenger RNA from Cynara cardunculus var. scolymus (artichoke), 1241 nucleotides. Its product is annotated as peroxisomal membrane protein 13. Gene Ontology annotation, biological process: protein import into peroxisome matrix, docking. Gene Ontology annotation, cellular component: peroxisome; peroxisomal importomer complex; peroxisomal membrane. The record is from RefSeq and is a predicted model, not a curated record. Bases 81 to 971 code for a protein of 296 amino acids. Lineage: Eukaryota; Viridiplantae; Streptophyta; Magnoliopsida; Asterales; Asteraceae. The transcript is spliced from 5 exons.
CGCGUUGCUAUUUUGACCUUCUUUCUCUCUCUCUAUCUGUACUCGGUGGUGGGGUUUCGAGAACCGCUUCUCUCCCUGCCAUGGCAACCAAUAAUUCGCAACAAUCAGGCAGUGGUCCACCUCCCAAGCCAUGGGAACGAGCUGGGUCGUCAUCUGGUCCUGCCCCUUUUAAACCCCCAUCUCCUGGUAGCACAAGUGAUGUAGUUGAGGCUUCUGGAACAGCAAAACCAGGUGAAAUUGUUCCCACAAAUGAUGCAACUUCAGCAAUGAACAGAAAUGCACUUGGGAGAGCUGUACCUUCUAGGCCAUGGGAGCAACAACAGCAGCCAUAUGGAAGCACAUAUGGAGUCGCAGGUACGGGGUAUGGUUCUGGAUUGAAUUCUGGAUAUGGAACUGGAGCUUAUGGUGGAAUGGGAUCGUAUAAUAGUGGUCUAUAUGGAAACAGCAUGUAUAGAGGAGGUUACGGUGGCCUUUCUGGAGGUGGUGGUAUGUAUGGUGGAGGAAUGUAUAAUAGUGGUUAUGGAGGCUCAAUGGGCGGCUAUGGUAUGGGGAUGGGCACGGGGAUGGGGAUGGGGAUGGGCAUGGGGAUGGGGAUGGGGAUGGGCAUGGGCGGUCCUGGUGGUCCGUAUGGUGAUGAGGAUCCAAAUAAUCCAUUUGGUGCUCCUUCAUCACCUCCAGGAUUUUGGAUCUCUUUGAUGCGUGUGAUGCAAGGUUUCGUAACUUUCUUUGGGCGGGUAGCAAUGCUGAUAGACCAGAAUGCUCAGGCGUUUCAUAUGUUCAUGUCAGCCCUCCUUCAGUUGUUUGAUCGGUCGGGAUUAUUAUAUGGAGAGUUAGCUAGAUUUGUGUUUCGAAUCUUGGGUGUUAGAACAAAGUCUAAUAACAAGGUUCAACCCCCUGGACCAAAUGGUCAAAUAGAGGGACCCAAGGCUGCACCGGCUGGUGCCUGGGACGGGGUAUGGGGAAACAAUUGAUCCACAUAACCACCACCACCAACAAACAAACAGAAGAAAGGAAAUCAGUCUGCCGAUGAAACAGCCAAGAAAAUGUGAGUCUGUCUGUAUGAAAUGAAGGGAUUACAGAUGAAAAAUGUGCUGGUUGGGUGUAUAGAUAGGUAUUUGGAAUGCUCUUUGUAUGAAAUAAGCUCUUUUGUUCCAUCUCUUACUAUAUUGUAUUGAAAGAUCAUAUAAAGUGUUAACACGAGAUUUCAAGCUUUUUUUGGGCUAAAUUCGAUGGUGUGUUUG